This is a messenger RNA of Leptopilina heterotoma, 2147 nucleotides long. RefSeq lists its product as uncharacterized. Bases 234 to 1685 code for a protein of 483 amino acids. NCBI's taxonomy places the organism in Eukaryota, Metazoa, Arthropoda, Insecta, Hymenoptera, Figitidae. The transcript is spliced from 2 exons. The record is from RefSeq and is a predicted model, not a curated record.
UAUUGAUAUAUUUAAUGUUCAAGUUAUUAAUCUAAAAACGCCACGUAGUCUUUUGCCACGUUGCAUACGUUUGCAAAGAAACUCUUUAAGAUUUAUAUUUUGUCCGCUUGUUCUCAUAUAUUUAAUACACGAAAAAAUUGGACAUCAAGACCUGAAACGGUACCAAGAGCACUCAAUAGAAACCAUAUAUUAGGGAAUUGCUCUCCUCAGAUAAGUAAUACCACUUAUUCAUUAUGAAAAGAAUUGCAAUUGUUGUUAUAAUAAUCUCAUUGGUCUACGGUGAAAUUUGUAAACUAGAUGAACAAGAACUAACAGAAUUGGAAAAAUCCUUCGAUGAAGCAGAGAUUUAUACGAGAAGGGAAGCUUUAAAUAAAAAUGCUGCGAUUUGUAUAGGAACCACAAGGGCAGGGAAAAGUACUUUAAUUAAUUACUUAAUAGGCAAUGAGCUAAAGGCCGUCAGAUUUUCAAGAUAUGGCGAUAUUAAAAUAAUAAAAGCAGACAAUCAAUCAAUUGGACCGGAAAUUGGCCUCGGACCAACGUCAAAAACUACAAUUCCCACAAAAUGGAAAUCAAAAAGAUUGAAUAAUUUGAUCAUUUUUGAUGCUCCUGGAUUUCAAGAUAAUAGAGGACCAGUACAAGAAAUCACUAAUUCUUUCUAUCUCUAUCAAUUGGCGAAAAAUGUUAAUUCCUUAAAAUUUAUUUUAGUUAUUAAUUUUGCAGAUAUUGAACGAGACAAUAUUACACCAUUCAUGAAUCUUUUACUUGAUUUUCAUAAAUUUUUUGGAAAUAAGUUCAAAGACUUUUUUCAAAGCAUAUCAGUAAUUUUCUCAAAAGUACCCUAUGAAAUGUAUUACACAGAAGUUGAUCAUGAACUGAUUAAACACUUAUUGAAAAGAAAAGCUCCUCUAGCAGGAAAUAUAUCUUCCAAUAAUGUAGAGGAUUUUCUUUCUUAUAUAACGGAAAAUAAUGAUAGUAUUGCAUUAUUUAAAAAAUCAAAAGAAGAAGGAAGUAUUUCUGAUGAUAUCGAAUUAAAUAUUUUCUCGUCAAUUAAUAGCUCUAAAAGUGUAAAUAGAAGCGUUCUUCAAAGUAUUUCUCCAAGUAUUUCGGAUCAUUCUUUGCUUUGCCUGCUCCAUUCAAAAGACAAAUGGAUAUCAAUGGCAAAAAUUUAUAAAAUACAGGGAUCUUUAUUACUUACAUUAACUGAGAUGCUCCCUUUCCAAAAUAGUUCACCCGAAAAGUUAUCUAUUGAUCGAAUGUCAAGUUUUAAAGCAAACUUAAGUAGUAUUGAAAAUUUGCUGAAUAAGUCUAUUACAAAAAAAUGUGAUAUUUACGAGAAUAUUGAAGCUUUAAAGAAAAUUGGUAUCAAAAUGCAGAAUAAGAUUGAUGAGAGUAACUAUUUAAUAAAAGUUAAAAUAUUUAUGUUUGUUUCGAAUUUGUUACAUUCGAAUGAAAGUGAACACUUAAAACUGUCUAAUGAGGAACUAAUGUUAACAAUGCAUGGUGUAGUCAAGAAAAACGAAGAAUUAAUGAAAUUAUUGAUACAACAUGUAGAGAAUAAUGCAAGGAAUGAAAAUGAUAGUUUAUUAUGGGAAAAAGUAAAAAGUAUUGUAUCGUAUUUGUCUGGAAAAUUCUAUAAAUAUAUGCCAUUGCGUUAUUUAUUUAGUAAAUUUAUGGAAAUAUUUUAGAGAAAAUAAUAAAAUAUUAUUAAUUGCUUUGGUUAAACGAUCAAUUUAAUUUGAAAACUUUACAAAAACUGACUUUUCGAUACAAGUUGAGUAUACCAUUCUCAGAGUGUUUCUAAACAAUAGAUAAAUUUUGCUUAACAUUGUAAAAAGAAAUUAUAAGAAACAAAACGUUGCUAACAAAUUCACCAAGGUCUAAAAAAAAUAUUAAUUUGCGUCACAAUUAAAAUUAAAAUAAAACGUAAAAGAAAUAAAAGACAUGAUAAAUUGUUAUAAAUGAUGCAGAUAUAAGGAAAAAAAUGAGACUUUAUUGUGUAUUUACUAAAAUUUACGAAAAAAUUACGAGUAAUAGUCAUAAUUAGAAACAUGAAUUAGAAUUAGUAUUACAUAAUAUUUUAAUAACACUUUUAUACAUACUUUGUUUUAAAGAUGUAAGGUUUUUAAAUAAAAUUAAAAGUUUACUAA